AAAUUUAGAUUAGAACGUUUUUUUUCUGUUUAUUUUUGUUUCUUUCAAUAUGAGUUUUUACUAAUUGUGUUUCAUUUAUUUUUUCACCUUAUUAUUCAAAUUUUAUCUCGAUUCUGAUAGAGUUGAUCACAUCAUGAAACUACGGGGAGAGGCUGUUGACAUGAGUGUCGUUACUCAAGUAACAAGAAUUGUCAAUUUAUUCGCUAAACAAUCUAAAACCCUAGUUCUUAAAUUUACUCAAGAUCACAUUUAUAUUUUGGCUGAACCAGAGGUUACUGAAAGAGCCAUGAGAUUAUGGACCGAAAUACCACAGUCUUCCCUAUUUCAGCAGUACGAACUUGCUGGUAUUCCCCCUGAUAACGUUAUCUAUCUUAAGACUAAGUCAGAAAAUUUGAUGAACUCUCUCAAAACUUCAGCUUCAAAUUGUAGAUCUUUAAAGAUAAAAUUACGCCAAAGAACAACUCCAUGUCUAUCAUUAGAAUUUGAACAAACUAGUCAGUUGACCAAUAAAAGCCGGAUUAUAUAUAAUUAUAUUGAUGUCGAAGUGGUUUACAAGAGAUACUGGAAUCGCUAUGAAGAGCCUAAUUUACCACCACCUGAUAUUACUGCAAUUUUACCUCCUGUUGCUCACCUAAAAAGCUUCACAGAAAAAUGUCGGAAUAUUGUUUCAUUGCUGAAUAUUUCUUUGACAGCUUCCCGUGAUCUAGUAUUUCAAGUUAAAGGAGAAUCACUCGAAAUAACACGCAAAUUUACUAAUGUAAACAUAGAGGAUGACCAUAGGAGUUUGGCCUUUCACGCUGCUAUUACUGUUGAUAUUAAAAGAGUAAACAAUUUUUUCAAAGCCUUACACCCAUCCUCAAAUAUUCAAGUCUAUCUCAAUCUUACAGACGAGCGCAAUGCGCACUUUUCUUUCCUGCAAGAUGGUAUUACCGUCCAAUUUGUGUUGCCACACAUUUCUUGAAAUUUUGUAUUUUACAAGUUGAAAGUAAAAAUUUAAUUCUUACUCAA
Molecule: messenger RNA, 1008 nt
Organism: Tetranychus urticae (two-spotted spider mite)
Lineage: Eukaryota; Metazoa; Arthropoda; Arachnida; Trombidiformes; Tetranychidae
Gene: Hus1-like
Product: Hus1-like checkpoint clamp component
Biological process (GO): double-strand break repair via homologous recombination; mitotic intra-S DNA damage checkpoint signaling; meiotic DNA integrity checkpoint signaling
Cellular component (GO): nucleolus; site of double-strand break; checkpoint clamp complex
Source: RefSeq, a predicted model, not a curated record